This is a messenger RNA of Acanthosepion pharaonis, 1065 nucleotides long. The record is from the annotation of a GenBank genome assembly. NCBI's taxonomy places the organism in Eukaryota, Metazoa, Mollusca, Cephalopoda, Sepiida, Sepiidae.
AUGAACUUUAUUCAUCCAACUCCUUAUUUAUUCACGUCUUUCAUUCAUAUUUCUUCUUCUUCUUCUUCUUCUUCUUCUUCUUCUUCUUCUUCUUCUUCGUCGUCGUCGUCCGCCUACGCAGUUGCUUACACGCACGACUCUCUCUCUCUCUUUCGGCCGCCCACGUUGAGUCUGCCUCGUUGGUUUGUGAUUGCCAACCCACUCUCUCAGUUUCUCACUCGGUCGGUCCGUCUCCAAGCCUGUCUGCAGAUUUGGUUCGUCGCGAAGGAGACGGAAAAUCUAUCUAUCUAUCUAUCUAUCUAUCUAUCUAUCUAUCUAUCUAUCUAUCUAUCUAUCUAUCCUGAUACAUAUCUAUCUAUCUAUCUAUCUAUCUAUCUAUCUAUCUAUCUAUCUAUCUAUUUCAGUCCGUUCAUAUCUAUCUAUCUAUCUAUCUAUCUAUCUAUCUAUCUAUCUAUCCUGAUCUGUUCUUAUCUAUCUAUCUAUCUAUCUAUCUAUCUAUCUAUCUAUCUAUCUAUCUCUCUCUCUCUCUCUCUAUAUAUAUAUAUAUAUAUAUAUAUAUAUAUAUAUAUAUCCCAGUCUGUUCUUAUCUAUCUAUCUAUCUAUCUAUCUAUCUAUCUAUCUAUCUCAGUUUGUUUCUAUCUAUAUAUCGACAUACUUUCGUUAAAAGUACAGUAUUCAAACCUGGAUCUUACCACUAAUAUUGUUUCACCUACGGAUCAUCAGGCAUUAUCCACAUUUCCUAUAUGCCGAACUGUAUUUUCCGAAACAACAAUUAUUUGGCAACCUGUUUCUUUUAUAUUUUCUUACAAAUUUCUAUCUAUCUAUCUAUCUAUCUAUCUAUCUAUCUAUCUAUCUAUCACCAUAUCUCCACACGCGCACGCCGUGCGCGUAUGCAUGACUGACUCGUUCUCUAUCACUCUAUCGAUGGAAAUAUCUAUCUAUCCCAAUCCCUUAUUUCAUAUCUAUCUAUCUAUCUAUCUAUCUAUCUAUCUAUCUAUCUAUCUAUCUAUCUAUCUCAUUCUGUUAAGCUCUAUCUGUCUGUCAUCAGAUAAAAAAACAGAUUGA